Messenger RNA from Closterium sp. NIES-65, 963 nucleotides. NCBI's taxonomy places the organism in Eukaryota, Viridiplantae, Streptophyta, Zygnematophyceae, Desmidiales, Closteriaceae. The record is from the annotation of a GenBank genome assembly.
AUGAAGGAGUCCAAACUUACAGGGCGCAAGGAUGAGAGGGCGACGGAUGCGGCGCUCACUGCAGUGACCGGCCAAGGCGGAGCGGGAUCGAAGGCUAAGCGCGGGCGGAUGGAGGACUUGUAUGGCGAGGGGGGAACUCGGCGGAGACAAAGAGGGGCGUUUAUCGUUAACAUCCUGCAGCCGAUCAUCGAAAAGGUUGGACCGGAGCACGUCGUCGCGAUUUGCACGGUCGGCGGCAGCAACUACGUGUCCGCCGGCAAGAUGCUGCAGAAGAAGUACCCGCACAUCGAGAUCGUCCUCUGCCCCACCCAUGUGCUCGACUUGCUGAUGGAGGAAUUCGGCAAGAUGAAUUGGGCGCAGGAGGUCGUCACAGUUGCGAACGACAUGAUCUCGUUCCUACGCAUCCACCAGUGGGCGCGUGCCUUCCUGUGGAGUCUCGAGCUGCACGGCGAGGAGAAGUCGCUGCAGCCGCUGCGACCGGCAGGCAUGCGCUUUGGGACGCAUGACAUCGGAGCGUCAUGUCUGCGCCAGAUUCGCCCGCAGCUGAUGCAGAUGGUGAUGCACAAGGACUGGGAGAAGGGGAGGAAGCAACAAACUGGAAAGAACUUCGAGGCGUCGGUAUUGGAUGCGGAGUGGUGGAAGAAGGCGGUUACAUUUGUGAAGCCCGCCGACCGCGCGCCCUGCCCUGCUCGCACGCAGCCCGCCGUCGCGCGCCCUGCCUUGCCCGUGCGCAGCCCGCCAGCCGCGGCCGCCUGCAACCCCGAGCGCCGCCUGCCACAGCUGCGGCCGCCCGCUACGACUAACGCGCCGCCCACCCUGCUGCCCCGCCGGCCUCCUGCUGCCCCGCGCGCCGCCUGCCACAUCCGCGGCAGAGCGCUACGCCCAGCGCGCCGCCCGCCCUGCUGCCCCGCCGGCCGCCUGUUGCCCCGCGCGCCGCCUGCCACUGCUUCGGCCGCCCGCUAG